AGCAGGGAUACAUACAUGAUGAACCUGAACGCAGGAGAAUGCCAAGUGGUUAAUACGGAGGGUAUUGUGCUAUUACAUCAGUGUGAUUAAGCUUCACCGAAUGUCACAUGUAAUACGGUGGCACAGACAUUUAUAUGCUGGCCGGACACGAUUACUCAAGGGAACCUGUUUCACAGCUAGAAGACCGUGCGUAUAAGCCUUGCUGAUGAUAUCUAUAGUUUAGCAGUCCAUUCGCUGAAACAUGGCUGCUUAUUGAGUGAUCAAAUAUGUCAGGAACGGCAACAUGAAAGAUCCUAUAGGUUCCGAGAAGACAAGCAAUACCGCACUCUUUGCAGCCAUUCCCGCCAAUACUCCCCCAGGCCAGCUGACUGCUCCUCCACAGCGAGAGAACAAGCCGUAUCCUGCCAAGCCCUACAUGAAUAGUGACGCACGUGUAACCACCGGAUAAUACAUUAGGAAGGUGAAAGUAGUGGGAUGAUGGCUCGGGAGCGUUCCUUAAUCUGAACGGGACACAGUUGCGUUGUCUGAAUAGUAUGCAAUCGGCAUUGAGACUGUCAACUGCCAAGGAGCAUAUACGAGUCUGUACAACACAAUCACUUCCGUGUAUCGCAGGGAACAAGGCCAGCCUCACCCAGAAAGAGCUUAAAUCAGAUCGAAAAAGCUAAUUAGAUAUGAUAAACUAUGUCAUAAAUAGUCUCAUAUUGUUC
This is a messenger RNA of Aspergillus pseudotamarii, 707 nucleotides long. RefSeq lists its product as uncharacterized. The transcript has a single exon. The coding region runs from base 284 to 448 and encodes 54 amino acids. NCBI's taxonomy places the organism in Eukaryota, Fungi, Ascomycota, Eurotiomycetes, Eurotiales, Aspergillaceae. The record is from RefSeq and is a predicted model, not a curated record.